UUUAAAAUGAUUAAAGUCUUGUGUAAGCAAAAUUAAUUUAAUAUUUAUUUAGAAUAAUUUACAAGAUUAUUCUUUAUAAAAAAGCGAAAUUAAGAAAAGAUAAAAACUAAAUUAAUAAAACCGAAAUUAUUAACAGUGCGUUUAUAUUCUCGUUUUUUUGCGAGGUUUUGCGUGUUUCUCUACAAAGCACCUAGUGCGCAAAUUGACCUGAAUGACAGUGUUGUUAUCAAUAACAAUUGACAGAUAAAAAAUUGGGCCGAUAUGGCCGGAUACAAUCUUCUUCUCUUUCGCAGGUGUUUGUCAAUAAAUGGUUUCAGAAAUAUCUGGACCUCGAGAACUUUAUUUUCCGAAGAGGCGAAAAAUACAUCUACCGAGGGAAGUGGUUCAAAUACCGAAACCGAAGAAGAGUACGAGAAAAAUAUCGAAUCGAAAAUUUUGAAUGCUUCACUAAAAUUUGUACAUAAUUACGGAUGGAGUCAGCAGGCAAUCAGUGCUGGUGCGGAAUCCAUUGGUUAUCCAGGAGUUAUUCACGGAAUGUUUCCAAAUGGAGGAGCAGAUUUAGUUCAGCAUUUUUAUUCCUCCUGUAAUCAGGAACUAAAUGAAAUGCUGAGGGCAAAGGCUUUGGCGAUUGAAGAAAAUCCUUCGGAACCAAAACCAACAGCUGAGGUUCAAGUCCGUGAGGCAAUGGAAAAUAGAUUAAGAAUGUUGGUACCGUACAAAAAAUCCUGGCCUCAAGCAAUGGCUCUUUUAGUCGUACCACCAAAUGUACCAAAGUCUAUAGCUAAUAUUUUAACACUCGUUGAUGAUAUUUGUUACUACGCUGGCGAUAGAUCUGUCGAUUUCAAUUGGUAUACGAGAAGAAUUGUUUUAGCUGGAAUUUAUAAAACAACGGAACUAUAUUUAUUGCAAGACAACAGUGAAGAUCACAAAGAGACCUGGAAAUUUUUGGAGAGAAGAAUAGAAGAUGCUAUUCAACUUCGUCGCGUACUUUCGAUUCCAAACGAUUUACCACCUCCAGAUCAAGCUCUCAGCAAAGCCUCCGAAGCUGCAAGUGCAGCUUUCAUAACAGCACGAAAUAUACUUGGUAUCAGUUGGAGAAAUAGGUAAAGAAGUUUGAAAUUUUUCAAAUUUUAGAUACUUGAAUUAUUUUGUGAAAUUAUAAUUUUUAUUAUAAAAAAAAAUGAUUAUAAAAAUUGUUUGAAAAAAAAUUUAAUUUCCAUUGUAUGAAAUUUUUAUUCUACACUAUUUUUAGUUAUUGUUUAUAGUAUAAAAAAAGGUUUUCAGUAUACUUUAAAAAAGAACAUUAACAUCAGUCUUAAUAUAUUUAUUUAAUUCAAUUAUCGACUUGUUUAUAAUUGUACUUGAGAAAGUCAACAGUAUUUUAAUUGAUAAAGAUGAAUUACGAAUUAUGAAACUAAUCACUAAUGAUAAACACUUAAUUUACUGGAAACAUUUGUUUUCUACUUUGGAAAUUCAUUAAAAUGCUUUCAACUUA
Molecule: messenger RNA, 1495 nt
Organism: Leptopilina heterotoma
Lineage: Eukaryota; Metazoa; Arthropoda; Insecta; Hymenoptera; Figitidae
Gene: Coq9
Product: ubiquinone biosynthesis protein COQ9, mitochondrial
Exons: 5
Coding region: 262-1107 (281 amino acids)
Biological process (GO): ubiquinone biosynthetic process
Cellular component (GO): mitochondrial inner membrane
Molecular function (GO): lipid binding
Source: RefSeq, a predicted model, not a curated record